GCUGGUUGGUGGUUUAUGUCUAGCUUUCUGUUGAGGAGUUUUUAACCUGUCUCAUCUCCUCCCCCCUGGUACUGUGGUGUUCUUUGUUCACGCACUUAAUAAAAGGCUGCAAGGCAAUCCUUAUUUUUGGAUUUGUUUGUUUGUCAGUUCACCACGUGGUGCACAAGCCCUCCCCAGCCCUGCUUCACAAUACCUGUGCUUGCACGAACUGCUUUGAAGUUUCAUACGCUUGCAGGCAUGCCAUCUGUACAGAACAAUCCUGCAAUACAGAAACUAAACCAUGCAUGGGAGCCAUGCUGUAUACAGAGCUGAUCCGUCUGUGGGACGAGGCGGCACAGGCAGUGGACUCGCGGGACUGGCAGGGCGCCCUGUCCAAACUGAGCCAGAUCACAGAGCCCACGUCCCGCACGCUGUUUCUGAGCGCCUCCGUCUACCUGGCCCUGGGCCAACUGGAACCCGCGAUCCGCGCUCUGGACCAGGUCAUCGCCAAGGAUGAGCGCCUGGCCGUGGGGUUCUUCCAGAGAUCUGCUGCACACAUGAUGGCAAGCAGGCUGGAGGAGGCUAUGAGUGACUGUAUCUGGGCUCAGAAGCAUAUGAGAGGCAACUCUGUCAUUGACUACAGGCAGCUGGGCCUGCGCUUCAAACUUCACAGCUGGCAGGUGAUAUAUAAUGCAGCAGCUGUCCACUGCAGAAUGGGCCUAUGGGAGAAAGCCUGGGACAUGCUGGCCACCCUCUCCCAGGAGAAAGGAGGAGGACGUGCAGAGAAGUUAGAGGCGGCUAUGGAGAGUGUUGCUAGGGAAGAGUUGUUGACCCCUCUCCUAGUACCUGAGGGGGAGGUGUUUCGGCCCAGGAAACAGGAUGUAGAACAACUGCAGGAGAGGGACUUCUUGGGCAAAGCCAAGGUCAUUUCCUCCAUGAUCCCCAAUGAUGACUUUGGAGGCUUUGAACCACUCAGGUUGCAGAAACCAGGGUACUACGAGCCCAAGGGGGAGGGUGAACAGGAGUCGCGGUACAUGCGUCUUCGCGGUUCGUACAUGGCCCGAGGUCCUGGCGAGCUGACUGUGCCUGCAGGGGCCGUUGUGUUCAUGUUCAGCGAUGGCGGCAUGGAGGGUCUCGCCACGAUCAUCUAUGAUGGAAAGAGAGGCCUGGUCCCUAUGUCCAUCCUGGAACCUGUGGAUGUCACCAAAUUCCAAAGGAAAAAGGAAUUCAGGAGUAUUCCCAAUGGGAUCCCACUGCCGCCAGGCCUAAAGCCUCCCACUCGCCCAGAGACACGACCCAGUCUGCCUGCACCACAGCUGGCAACUGGUAACCGUGGGUCUCCACCUACCCCACCGCCCCAGUAUGCUUCUGUUGUUGACAGUCCCACUAAACGGGGUUGCCAAUUGCUUACCUCCAUCUCAGAAGAAGCUCACCUGGAUGAAUAUAGGCCCAGCUCAUCACAAACAGAGGAGGGAGGGUCUAUUGUGGUGAAGGUGCACUACAAAUACACUUUGGCUCUGAAUGUCCCAGUGGGGAUGCCGUACAGUGAAUUGCAAGAGAAAAUUGCUCGCAAAGUGGGGCAGCCGGCCACAAACCUGCGCCUCAGACAGAGACAGCAUGGCUCCCUGGUCUUGAAACCCCUGGAUGGGGAUGCUGGGCUCGGUGCAGUGUUGCAGGAAGCGGCUGGGUCUGGCCGGGCCGUGCUGUGGUGUCAGCCUGAAAACCCCCUCCAAGGAAGGACUAUUCUCUACCAGAUGGUGGCGCAGUACAAUUAUUCUGCACAAGGACCAGAGGACUUGGAGUUUAACGAAGGAGACACCAUAGAUAUCUUGUCAGAAGUCAACGAGGAGUGGCUAGAGGGCCAUACUGCUGGCCAUAUUGGGAUCUUCCCCAGAUGUUUUGCUAGCCAGGAGGACACGGACCAUGACACUGAGGGCGCCAAGAUGCUCGCAACAAACCAAUAGGAAACACCUAUGAUGGACACAAAAUUAAUGUUACCAUCCUUACCAUGUGACACCCCUUGAACUCUGCCCCCUUAUAAAAACUUUCCAUAUUCAUCAGUUGCAGUACUGACAAAGCUGUUGUGAUCAACUCCUUCAGAAAAUUGUUCACUAACCCAUGGCUAUAGGGUAUGGCAAGGGUAUUGUUUACACUGGAGAGCCUGUUCUAUUUGACAUUUUACUUCAGGGAGAUGGACAAGCCAAGUUCUAGAUUUUCUCAUUUUCCUUUGCUGUGUCCCAUUCAACAAUUGUUUCUUUUUAUGUUCAGUUGCAAUAGUGCCUCUAUGAACUGUGCAUUCUACUGUGACCACUUCUUGAAAAUAAACGUGUAGGUACAAUCAUAAUGGUAUAGCCAAGUAGCACACAUAACAGAUUCUUUUUUAAGUGAUUAUUUGCCUGUCUGUUUGGAGCCUUACUUGUUGAUUCUGUCAUACCUAGCACCAUAAUACAAUAAAGAGAAUCUAAAUGUCAA
Anguilla rostrata (American eel) is the source of this 2451-nucleotide messenger RNA. RefSeq names its product NADPH oxidase activator 1 (gene noxa1). NCBI's taxonomy places the organism in Eukaryota, Metazoa, Chordata, Actinopteri, Anguilliformes, Anguillidae. The coding region runs from base 285 to 1943 and encodes 552 amino acids. Gene Ontology annotation, biological process: superoxide anion generation. Gene Ontology annotation, molecular function: superoxide-generating NADPH oxidase activator activity; protein binding. The transcript has 17 exons. The record is from RefSeq and is a predicted model, not a curated record.